Moesziomyces aphidis is the source of this 2667-nucleotide messenger RNA. Lineage: Eukaryota; Fungi; Basidiomycota; Ustilaginomycetes; Ustilaginales; Ustilaginaceae. The record is from the annotation of a GenBank genome assembly.
AUGAAGCGCACCGAUUCCGCCUCAAGCAUUGCGUCGCUUCCUUCGCUGCCGACGUUCAACCACAGCCUGACUCCGUCUUCAAGUAACGCUGGCCACGCUCGGGCUCGCCCGUUCGGCGAUUACGAAGACGAGAUGGAAGUGAUAGAGUCGGAUGACGAGGAUCGCCACGUUCCGUCUUCAUCCGCCUCUUCCUCCAGCAACCAUCAGAUGGGCUCGUCUUCCGGAAAGCAGAGACACGGCUCGUCACGUCGCACCGACUCGUACAUUCUUACCACAUCUCCCUCCACCACCUCUCCGGGCUCGUUCACAUUCCACUCGACUUCGGAAGAUCCAAGCGAGGCGGGUGCCUCCACCGAUGCGAUCCACGCCUCGCUCGUCCUCGCUCGCCAUAUCUUUUCGGUCGCUGUCACCGAAAAAUGGUGCCGUCAAGACAACUUCUCCAACGCUGUGGCCGUCCGCGUCAACGUCGGAAGCUACAUCCUCUACCCGCAGGAGGGCUCAUCCAUGCCUGCCUUCUCGCGAGCCAUGCUCGAGCUCAACUGUGACGCGGCCAUCAUCAUCAACACCCCGCUGGUUGCAGCUGCCCUCUCCACGCUCAACCAAGGAGAAAACGAGAUCCGCCUGAGCUCCUCCAAGCGUGUUCAGGUGGUCAGGAGCCUCGACUACCUCGGCGGUGCUCGUCGUGCUCAGAUGGCCGCAUUUUCAGACACCGAACAGGUGCUGGUGAUUUGGACCGAAUCGUGCCGAGAUCUCAUCGAGCAGGUCCGCGCUUUCGAGCGCCUGCUGGUCGACUACGUGUGGUCCAUCACUGCCGAUCCGACGGCCUCGGCCCGACACAGCAUGGUGUCUCGCUCGCCCUCGCUCAUGUCGCUCAACACCGCGGUCGAGAACACGGUGGUAAGCUCGGCCUCCGCCGAAUCCGACCUGGCUCAGCUCGAGAGCUACGUGCCGGAAGUGCGCAAGACAGAAUGUGUGGCCAGCUGCGUCUCCAUGGCCAUCGGCCCGAUACGUCCCAUGAUGCGCAACUCGCGCUACUAUUCAGGCGUCUCCCCCGAACCUCCCGUCGGCAAGACCAUUCUUCCUCACGUGACCAUCCAGGUUCCUGUCUACAAGGAGUCGCUCGUUCAGGUUCUCCAGCCCACACUUGACUCCAUCCGGGCCGCCAUCACCGAGUACGAGCUGCAAGGCGGUACCGCUUCUAUCCUCAUCGCCGAGGACGGCAUGUUGGUUGUCGACGAAGAAGAGCGAGAAGCCCGUCUCGACUUUUACCGUCGCCAUGACAUUGCUUGGAUCGCCCGUCCCCGUCACGGAGACAUGUUCACUCGCGCAGGUCGCUUCAAGAAGGCCUCCAAUCUCAACUUCAGCAUGCAGAUCUCCAAGAAGUACGAAGAGUCGAUCCUCGCCAACCCCAACCAAGACCGCGAAUCUCUGCUCCAGCACAUCUUGAAGGAGCGACACCCGGAAGCUACUGGCGAGGGCGAUGUCAGCAUCGGCGAGCUCAUCCUGCUGAUCGACUCGGAUACGCGUAUCCCUGCCGACUCGCUCCUUCCCAGCGCCUGGGAGAUGGCAUCGUCUCCAGACGUCGCCAUCCUGCAGCACUGCUCGGGCGUCCUCAUCGUCGGUUCGGGCUUCUUCGAAAAGUCGCUCGCCUACUUCAUGAGGUUCAUCUACUUUUUCAUCUCUUGGCAGACGGCCACGGGCGAAGUUGCCCCCUUUGUCGGCCACAACGCCUUCCUCCGCAAGUCCGCCAUCAUGGAGCUGGCAGAGGAAUCGCUUGGACCCAAGAACAGCGACGGCCUUAUCAAGCCGUGGUCCGAAGAGACCGUCUCCGAAGAUCUCGACGUCGGUCUCCGUCUGCUCCUUCGCGGUUGGGUGACGCGCUGGGUGACCUACUCCAACUACGGUUUCCAGGAGGGUGUUUCGCUCACCUACGUCGACGAGGUCAACCGUUGGCGCAAGUACACGUUCGGUAUCUUUGAGCUCUUCCUCAACCCGCUCUGGCGAUGGCCGGUGCAGGGCCCCGUGCCCAAGCUCAUUCGCACCGUCUUCUGGUCGAACAAGGUGCCCAUUCACUACAAAUUCCACCUGCUCGCCUACGCCGCCGGCUAUGUUGCUAUCGGAGUCUCGCUGCCCAGCGCCUUGGCACUCUACUUUGUCUCGGGCUGGCUCGGACCGUGGAUGCUGCCGUUCUUCGUUCCCUCGUUCCAAUACUGGGUUGUUUCGCUGGUGAUCUUUGGCGCAACAGGCGCGCUCGGCGUCACGAUCGCGCGUCACCGCAGCGGCGAUGCCAACAUCUUCCGCGCGCUCGCACAGUUCCUUCUCUGGUACCCGAUCAACCUGAUCACCAUCGUCUCGCUCUCGAUUCCGCUCGCCAAGGCCAUGGUGUCUUUCCUCGUCUCUCUUCCGGUCUCGUUCGGCGUCACCGCCAAGGACGACAGCAACUUCCACUUUGCCAAGGAGGCUCCUCUCGUGCUUCGCCACUUCUGGCAGUCGAGCACCAUCUGCCUCGCUAUCGUGGCCGGCGUCAGCGUCUUGGCUACCUCGGCGGUGCCCAUCACGUGGCAGAUCACGGACUGGCCUACAAUGCUGCCCCUCCUCUUCAUCUCGGUCGCCACCCUCCUCUCUCCUUUCCUCCUUAACCCGGCGCUCAUUCGUUUCUCGUUCUAA